AUGCUGCUGAGUCGUGAUGGCCAGUACCUGCUGACGGGGGGAGACGGGGGAGUUCUGUCUGUCUGGCAGGUUCACAACCUCAAACAGAUGUUCACCUACCCAGGCUGUGACGCAGGCAUCCGCUCCAUGGCCAUGUCCCACGACCAAAGGUAACAUACACACCUGGACCCUGGUUACUCUGUCAUCUUGUUGUGUGGUAUCAAGUUUUGGCAAAAGGAAGAAAUAAUUGAAAUAUACCAUCUUCAGAUGUGGUUUGUAGUAACUAACAUCAAAACUUCCCACUCUAGAAUGCAUAGAAUACCAAGAUGAAGACCUUGGUGUUAUCCACAGUAUAAUGACAGUAGACGUACUGUGUGUCCUAAAAGUACAUAAUGUUCUGUCUACAUGUAUGAGCCUUAACUCAACACUCCCUCUCGGCUCUGUCCUCUCCUAGGUGCAUUAUAACCGGCAUGGCGUCCGGUAGUAUAGUACUGUUCUACAACGACUUCAACAGGUGGCACCACGAGUACCAGACCAGAUACUGA
This is a messenger RNA of Coregonus sp. 'balchen', 524 nucleotides long. Lineage: Eukaryota; Metazoa; Chordata; Actinopteri; Salmoniformes; Salmonidae. The record is from the annotation of a GenBank genome assembly.